This is a messenger RNA of Symbiodinium natans, 1167 nucleotides long. NCBI's taxonomy places the organism in Eukaryota, Dinophyceae, Suessiales, Symbiodiniaceae. The record is from the annotation of a GenBank genome assembly.
AUGCCGGCGACACCGGUGAUCAAGGAGCCUCAGAAGCAACUUCUUGCAGCUUGCAGAGAUGACGCAAGGACGCGCCAGGAAGUGCCUUGCGGGGCUGCAGGUGCGGAGCCGCAGAACAAGAAGGGGAAGUACCGAAAAGAUAAGCCGUGGGACCACGAAGGCAUCGACCACUGGAAGCCGGUGGCCAUCACGAAGGAGGAUGCGCCUUCGGGAGGCUUGCUUCUCGAGGAGAGCUCCUUUGCCACGCUUUUCCCACAGUACCGGGAGCAAUACCUAAAGCAGGUUUGGCCCGAUGUCCGAAAGGUGCUUGCCGAGCACGAGCUCUCAGCAGAGUUGAAUCUGGUCGAGGGCUCCAUGACAGUGAAGACCACGAAGAAGACCUGGGACCCGUACAUCAUCAUCAAGGCACGGGACAUGAUCAAGCUCCUGGCCCGAAGCGUCCCGCUGCCUCAAGCACAGAAGGUCUUGGAAGAUGAGGUCUACUGCGAUAUUCUGAAAAUCGGUGGCCUGGUCCGCUCCAAGGAGCGUUUCGUGAAGCGGAGGCAACGCUUGGUCGGGCCAAACGGCUCCACCCUGAAGGCCAUCGAGCUGCUGACUCAGUGCUUUGUGCUGGUGCAGGGGCAGACCGUCUCCAUCAUGGGUUCCGUCAAGGGUAUCAAGCAGGUUCGACGCAUCGUGGAGGACUGCUUUCGCAAUAUACACCCGAUCUAUCACAUCAAAGAACUGAUGAUACGCCGGGAGCUGGAGAAGGACCCGGAGCUGCAGAACGAGAAUUGGGACAGGUUCUUGCCCCACUUCAAGAAUCGCAACGUGCAGAGAAAGAAGAUGAAGGACAAAAAGGCCAAGAAGAAGACCAAGGAAGUCUUCCCACCUCAGCCUACUCCCAGAAAGGAGGAUUUGCAGAUGGAGUCCGGCGAGUACUUCCUGAACGAGAAGGAGAAGCAGCUGCGACAGCGGGUCGCAAAGCGCGAGGCGCAGCAAGCGAAGAGCGCGGAGAAGCGGAGAGAACGCGCCAAGGAGUUCGAGCCCCCGGCGCCCGCGAAAGCCAAGAAGCGGAAGGGGCAGGAUGCCGGGGAGUCGGCGCAGGACAUGGCACAGCGCUUGGCCAAGAAAGCGAAGGAUUCUCAGCCCAAGAAGCAGCGCGCAAAGUCUGAGUUGCUUCUGUAG